Molecule: messenger RNA, 1639 nt
Organism: Balearica regulorum gibbericeps (East African grey crowned-crane)
Lineage: Eukaryota; Metazoa; Chordata; Aves; Gruiformes; Gruidae
Source: RefSeq, a predicted model, not a curated record
UUGGAAUGUUUUCUAAUUUCAGCUGUUAAAGAAAAUGAGAAGAACAAAGAAAGAAAAUCCAAAGACUACGGAAGGUCCAAGUCAAAGAAAAAGAAAAAAAAGAAAAAGAGAACUAAGCCUGAAUACUCUGGCAGUGAAGAAAACACAGAUAUUUCGCAGGAGCUUUCUCCUGAAAAAUCGGUUGUCACAAAAUGUAUUUCUUCAAAUAAAUCCUCUGCCCACCCAAGCACACUGCUACACUGCUCUGAUUCUGGACAGCACCGAGGAAAGCCAAAAACAAAUGAGGAUGACACCCUGAGUGAGUCAUCUAUGGAUAGCUUGCUUUGGAGCGAUGAUGACUGCAGUCAGGAUGUUGAUGUAACCACGAACCCUGACGAAGAAGUUGAAGAAAGUGAUUUUGAGAUUGUUCGGUGUGUUUGUGAAGUAAAAGAAGAAAAUGACUUCAUGAUUCAGUGUGAAGAGUGUCUAUGCUGGCAGCAUGGAGUCUGUAUGGGUUUACUGGAAGAUAAUGUACCUGAGAAAUAUACCUGCUAUAUUUGCCAAGAUCCUCCAGGUCAGAGGUCCAGCUUAAAGUACUGGUAUGAGAAGGAGUGGUUAAGUAAUGGUCACAUGCAUGGCUUAGCAUUUUUGGAAGAAAAUUAUUCCCACCAGAAUGCCAAGAAGAUAGUAGCCACUCACCAACUUCUUGGCGAUGUACAGAGAGUGAUAGAAGUACUGCAUGGACUGCAGCUGAAGAUGAGCAUAUUACAAAAUAAAGAACAUCCUGACCUAAAGCUUUGGUGCCAUCCAUGGAAGCACAUCACGGUGGAUGAAAAAAAUCACACUAAGCACAUCAUUCAUAUUGAGGAAAACUGUUGCAAAGAGGAGAAAGCAAGUUAUAGAACUUGGAAUGGGACAGUUGAGAAACCCUCAGCCAUUCCUUCUGUGGAGGAGUCUUACAUUACAAGUGAACACUGCUACCAGAAACCUCGGGCUUACUACCCCGCCAUAGAGCAGAGGCUGGUCGUGGAGACGAGGGGCUCGGCCGUGGAUGACGGAGUGAAUAGAAUAAGGGAGAACGGGGACGAUGCUCUCUCAGAGAGAUUUGGCUGGAAUCUGGACCGAGAAAUAUGCAAGAUGGAAAAUGAAUCCAAACACAAUUACUCGAAGGUAAGAGAAUCUGUGUCUAAGAAAGUCUCCGCAGAGGAAGCGAUUGAAAUGAAACUGCUGGAAAAAGACAAAGAAGGAGCUGUGAACUCGCAGCUGCAGUGGCAGCUUAAUCUUUUAGCUCAUGUGGAAUCUCUGCAAGAUGAAGUCAUACACAGAAUGGAUUUCAUUGAGAAGGAGCUAGAUGUUCUGGAGAGUUGGCUGGAUUAUACAGGAGAGCUGGAACCACCAGAACCACUAGCUCGACUCCCACAACUCAAACAUUGUAUAAAGCAGCUUAUAACGGACCUAGGCAAAGUGCAACAGAUUGCACUGUGCUGCUCAACAUGAGACUAGAAAAUGUUGGAGACUGUUACAGAGUGUGAAGUUGGAGCAUCUGAUGUGAACAGCUCUGUAUAUUUAAAUGAAAUGAGCAUGCUGGUUGCAUGUGGCGCAGAUUGACUUCAGGGAUUUGCGAAGAAGUGCUGUUCAAAGAACAGCAAAAAGGUUAUUU